AUGUUGGUACAAAGAGCAGAAUUGCUUGGAAUGAGACUUGAGCAACUACUGUUCACCACAAUACGUUGGAAAGGGGAAGAAUCAUCACUAUCCAAAGCAUCAUCACCAAUGGCAACCAGUCCAGAAUCCUCUUCAUCGCCCACUCCGUCGUCACCAAGGUCACGCAGUCCACCAGCACCAGGUACACGAGGUCCAGCAAGGAAACCCACUUUCGAAAUAAAUGAGGAACUCAUGCGUAGUUUAGGUUUUCCUGAUGGGGCGCUUGAAGAAAUUAUGGCACCCGGAACACAUGAUGGAAGCAUAGUCGAGCCGUUACCAGAUGAUCAGAUCUACCGUGGUUCACUUUUGAUUGGAAUAUGUGUAUAUCCUAAUGUGAUUUGCAAAGUAUAUCCUAAACUGGGUCAUCAAGCAAUAAAGAACAAUAUGAUAGUGGAAUUGAAGACGAAAGAACUUCAUCUUCAUGAUCUAUUAAUUCGCCGUAAAUUUGCUCAUGCAUUAUUUCGCUCGGGGUCGUUUAUGUUACUACCUCCAGAAGAGCGGAUACAAGUGUUGCCGUGA
Messenger RNA from Belonocnema kinseyi, 558 nucleotides. RefSeq lists its product as uncharacterized. Lineage: Eukaryota; Metazoa; Arthropoda; Insecta; Hymenoptera; Cynipidae. Bases 1 to 558 code for a protein of 185 amino acids. The record is from RefSeq and is a predicted model, not a curated record. The transcript is spliced from 6 exons.